ACUCACAUGGCGAAAAAGUUCUUGUCAUAUAAAGUUGUGUUUUUUUUGUCUUUAAUCCUUUUUCGCUUGUUUUGAAAGUUUCUAUACCAAAUGAUACCAACAUAUUGAAGAUUCUGUAAGAUAUGAGAAACCUUGAGCUGUUGCGUCGCAUUCCUGUAACGGAGCUCUAUGAAAGCCGUGGUUCUUGCUGUUUAACAGUUGAUUGUGAUACAGGCACCGUUUAUACAGCUACUUGUACAUCUAUUGUAGGAUUAUCGCCCACCAAUCAACAAGUCACCAAAAAUGUAUCACUGGUCAYAGAUAACUAUUUGCCAUCAGAUGGUUCGGGUAAAGUUGUUGGUAUCCAACACAUUCCUGAUAUUGAUUCUGUGUGUACAGCUACAUUGUYGGGUGAUGUCAUAUUAUAUAAUACAAUGACUGAAGAGCUUGAAUGUGUUGGUAGUGUUGAUAGUGGUAUAACCUGUAUGUCAUGGAGUCCUGACCAUGAGUUAGUUGUCUUCUCAACCGGUGAAAAUACCCUGAUUAUGAUGACCAGAGACUUUGAUCCGAUAAGUGAAUUUCCAAUUCAUACUAGUGAAUUUGGAGAAGACAGACCAGUAAAUGUUGGUUGGGGAAAGAAAGAGACUCAAUUCCAUGGAUCAGUUGGAAAACCAACCACAGAAACACUAAAACCAGUUGAUGUCAAACCUGCAUUUGACUGGGAUGACAGACAAUGUCAUAUUAGUUGGCGGGGAGAUGGACAGUUCUUUGUUGUCAGUGCUAUAGAACCUGAAACAGGUGCRCGUAAGCUUCGUGUAUGGAGCAGAGAAGGGGUUCURAUGACAAGCAGUGAAGAUGUUGAUGGACUAGAAGCACCUUUAUGCUGGAAGCCUUCUGGAAAUCUUAUUGCAUCAACUCAAAGAAAACCUCACCGACAUGAUGUCAUCUUCUUYGAGAAAAAUGGCCUUCAGCAUGGAGAGUUUUCACUUCCUUUUCAGAGAAUGGAGGUCAAGGUAAAUGAGCUACAAUGGAAUAACGACUCGACAGUGCUGGCUCUUUGGUUGGAAAGCAUUUCAUCACAAGAAAACCCUGAAGCUAUCCCAAAGUCAUACAUUCAGCUUUGGACGGUCAAUAAUUAUCACUGGUAUUUGAAGCAGGAGUUGUGUUUUCAUGCAACAAAAGACAAAGUGGCAUGUUUUGUUUGGGAYCCUGAGAUUGCAUUGAGACUUCAUGUUGUCUGCGAAGGUGGACAAUAUGUGUGCUAUGAGUGGUGCUGGGCAACAUCCUACAGCGAAGGAAACUCAUCGUCAAAUUUAUCAACUGUUGCUGUCAUUGAUGGAGCCAAUCUUCUUUUAACGCCCAUGCGUCACAUGGUGGUACCACCUCCUAUGGCAGCACAUACCAUUACCUUGCAAUCACCUGUACAAGCSAUUGCRUUCYCCCCACCCCMCUCAUGUUGCAACAUGGCUGUUCUGUUAUCUGAUGGCAGYAUARCAUUARUGGAUGGUUCCCAGAARAAUGGMUUUGUYCCACCUGGGGAYCCCCCAAGGGUUAUUGGCUCAUUUAAUCUUGACUUUAGUGAGGUAACAGGCCUAUGGAAAGGCCCAUUAGCACUGCAUCAUUUAACUUGGUGGCAGGAAAAUGUUCUUGUAGUUGUUGGUUGGGACGUUAUUGAACAGAAGGAUCUUCUCUGUCAGCUUGACAUCCAUGUUGAUCAAACUGGAAAACACAGCAUUAAAAUCAGUCAUUGUAAACAAGCAGAUCAACCAGUCCUUCGCAUGUACUCCAAUCCAGAUACUUGUUCACUUGURAUAGAGCUAAAUGAUGGAACUAUUAUGAAGAUGACUUCAGACGUUAAUGGGAUCCAGCUGAGUCCUCUGAUAAGUAGGAAAGGAGAACCUAUAGCUUUACCUCAACCAUGYACUCAGAUAAAGACAGMMUGCAUAGGAGAUGAGGAGAUCGUCCUUGGGCUAACAGACCAUUCAAGAUUGUAUGUUAAUGAUAAAGAGAUUGCYUCAAAUUGCACUUCAUUUGCCAAACACGAAGAGUUYUUACUUCUCUCUACRCAUGCRCACACUCUUMGAUGYAUAAGCCUUCUACCGGACAGCAAAGGAUUACCAGCCCUGACAGAGGAKAAGUCACAUCCAAUGGAUGAGAAUGUUAGAAGAGUUGAACGUGGUUCACGGAUUGUUGUCGCUACAGCUCAAGAUACAAAGGUUGUCCUACAGAUGCCUCGCGGUAAUCUGGAAACGAUUCACCCAAGAGCCCUGGUAAUAUCAUAUCUACAAAAGGCUCUCAACAAUUGUCAUUAUAACGACGCGUUUGAAACGAUGCGACGACAUCGGAUCAACCUCAACCUGAUAUAUGAUCACAAUCCGAAGCUGUUYAUGGACAAUGUCCAAAUAUUCAUUCGUCAAGUCGAUUCUGUGAACUUCCUUAAUCUGUUUUUGUCAGAUCUCAAGAAAGAAGAUGUCACAACAACGAUGUAUUCAGGCUUUUAUCAAGAUCAAAAGACCAGUUGUUGUGACGAAACAAACAAAGUUGAUAUYAUUUGUGAUGCUGUCARAGGAGGACUAGAGGCCGUCGACAAGCAACGAUAUUUGCUAACUAUUCUGACGUCGUACGUACGUAAGACCGAUCCUGAGCUGGAGASAGUGCUUGGGAUUAUCAGAGACCUUAGAGAUAAACCAAUGGUGGAUGGUGACAAGUGUGUGACGUCAGAGGAGGCUUUAAAGUAUGUAAUAUUCCUAGUUGACGUCAAUCAACUGUAUGACGUAGCACUAGGCAUGUACGACUUCCAGCUUGUGCUCAUGGUGGCAGAGAAAUCGCAAAAGGAUCCGAAGGAGUAUCUACCAUUCUUGAACAAUUUGCGUAAAAUGGAGGUCAAUUAUCAACGAUACACSAUAGACAAGUAUCUCAAACGAUUCACCAAAGCACUCCAUCAUCUCAGUAAAUGUGGUAAUGAACAUUUUAACGAGUUACACCAUCUGGUAGAAGAGAAAAACYUAUAUAAGGAAGCUCUGGGUUUAUUUCCUCGAAACAGUGAAGAAUACAAGACGUUAGCUAUUUCUUAUGGUGAACAUCUCAUGAAUACAAAGAAUUAUGAGCAAGCAGGCAUUGUGUUUGCGCGAUGUGGUGCUCAUGGUCAAGCUAUGGACGCAUUCCUCAAGAAAGGUCAUUGGCAGCAGGCCUUCUGUAUGGCUGCUCAGCUUGAUUUGUCACGUGAUAGUACCAUAGAAAUGGCCAGGAAGCUUGCUGGUUAUUUGAAAGAACAUCGACGCCAUGCUGAGGCUGCAAGGAUUUUAGAAGAUUAUGCCAAUGAUCCUGAAGAAGCAAUUGUGGCUCUUGUUGAAGGCAGUCAUUGGGAUGAAUCGUUGAGAAUGAUUUAUAAACACAAUCGAGUUGAUAUCAUCGAAACACACUUGAAGACUGCCUUAAAAGAAGGUUAUAAAAUGCAUUGUGAAUCGAUUGAGCAUAGCUACGAGACCUUCACCAAGUACAACGAACGACUUCGAGUAGUUCGCGAGACGAAGGAGAGGGAACGUUUAGAAAUACUAGAGAGUGGUACCCUUCGUGAUGACACAGAUGCAGACAUCUAUUCUGACACCAGUAGUAUGACGGGCGUGUCUGGAUAUGGUUCCAGUGUGGGCUCCAAAGGGACACGAUCGACAGGGAGGUCUUCCAAGAAUCGUCGAAAGAACGAGCGUAAAAAAUAUAGUCUUAAAGAAGGAAGUAAAAAUGAAGAUUUGGCAUUAAUGUUCGAGCUUGGUGAAAUCGUCACUAAGACAGACAAAUCUAAAGAGGAUAUAUGCUCCCUAUUGAGAAGUUUAUCUCUCUUCGAGUUCGACAACGAAGCGUCUAAUCUUCAAAAGGAAUACAGURAAAUAGAAAGUCUSUUUGAGAGAUCACUAGUCGAAAUAUGGCCGCCACWGGUAGCCCAGCAGCAGACAGCUGUUAAUCUUAGUGCGGUAACUGGGCCAGGUGCCACAGUCAAUAGUAUUAUUGCAGCUAUGAAUCAGAACGGAGAUGUCAGUCAACCAUCAAAACGAGAUGAUGUUGAAAUCCCCAAAAUGCCAGUAAUCAGGAAAGAUUUUAAAUGGAAGAUGGACCAGUACGAGACUUGAUAACAACAGGCAGGCUAUAUUUAUUUAACUCAAAAUGAAAAGUUUACAUGUAUUUCAAUGGUAUUCUUCUAUGUUGAAAAAUAUCCUACAUUAAAAUUAGUCCUUUUAAAUUUAAAAAACACAAUGGUAGUACUUGUCAGAAUCGUCUCUUGUAAACGUCCAAAUGCAUCGCAGGCUCRACWAUAUUYCAAUAUGACGUCACGGUGAUGCUUGACAUCACUUCCUAUCUCGAGGAUAUUUAGGAAACUCAUUCGCUGUUCUAAGGACYCUUAUUGAGCCAAUAAAUAUCAGUUAAAAGCUA
Messenger RNA from Exaiptasia diaphana, 4404 nucleotides. RefSeq names its product elongator complex protein 1. Bases 123 to 4103 code for a protein of 1326 amino acids. Gene Ontology annotation, cellular component: cytosol; elongator holoenzyme complex. Gene Ontology annotation, molecular function: tRNA binding; protein binding. The transcript has 39 exons. The record is from RefSeq and is a predicted model, not a curated record. Lineage: Eukaryota; Metazoa; Cnidaria; Anthozoa; Actiniaria; Aiptasiidae. Gene Ontology annotation, biological process: tRNA wobble base 5-methoxycarbonylmethyl-2-thiouridinylation.